AUGUGUUUGGGAAGGAGAACAUGUGUGUUUUCUUUUGCUCUUCCUCUCCAGGCUUCUCCAACUCAUCCGGAUUUUGUCGAGUUUCUCGUUGCGCUCCUCGCUCGACGAGGUUCUCUCUUUCUUGCGUCUUCCGCCCCUCGAUGCGUCUCUCCAGGACUUCCCACUUUUUCUUCUUCUCCUUGUUCGUCUUCCGGCGUUUCGAGUUUUUCUCGGCCUGCGCCAGGAGCUAAAGCCUUCCUGCCUCCCCCUCUGGCCAUUGCUGUUUUCAAUUUAACGCUACACCGCGUUUCGGCAGCAGCAGGGGCGUGUGAAGAAGGCUCAGGAAGAAGCGAGCGAACGAGAAGAGAAGAGAGAGAUACACCGGUGGAUGCGACGCGAACGCUUGGUCCUGCGUGUCUUCCUCCCCAUGAGUGCGACGAAGUUUUGAUGAGGGCGCUUCUCUCCUCGCUCAGCCGAAACUGUUCCUUUUUCCUGUCGUCUUCCGCUUCCACUUCUUCCUCUUCUUCCGUCUCUGUCUCGUCCUGUUCUACGUCGGUCCCUUCUUCCUCUGCGUCUGCAGCGUCCGUGAUGCCCCAUUUGCCGGCUACCGAAGCAGAGAUGAAGAAAAACACUCGCCCGCUGAAUGCAGCUCUUCUCCUCGCAAGCGCCAUGGCACGCUUCGCCCACCUCGCGAGAACAGGCGCCUUUCCGUUUUCGACAUCUUCCUCGCCGUCCACCCUCGACGUUUUGAACUGGGCAGUCCUGUGGGAAGAGGCGCUGUUGCCACGCUUUCAUGUGUCUCUGGACCAGGCAAGUCUUUGCAGUGAAGGCAAACAACGGCCAACGGGCGUGACUGCUCGAGAGAAGACGAAAGGUGGAAGGCGGGGAAGGCGAAAGUUGCGGGAGAAAGCAAGCGCCCUGUGCACUUUGCGGGAAGAGAAAGAACGGCAAUCAAAGGACGGAGGCGAGGGACGAGAGCGUGCAACAUAA
Messenger RNA from Neospora caninum, 969 nucleotides. RefSeq lists its product as hypothetical. Lineage: Eukaryota; Apicomplexa; Conoidasida; Eucoccidiorida; Sarcocystidae. The transcript has a single exon. The coding region runs from base 1 to 969 and encodes 322 amino acids. The record is from RefSeq and is a predicted model, not a curated record.